Molecule: messenger RNA, 1103 nt
Organism: Lingula anatina
Lineage: Eukaryota; Metazoa; Brachiopoda; Lingulata; Lingulida; Lingulidae
Product: malignant T-cell-amplified sequence 1
Biological process (GO): formation of translation preinitiation complex
Molecular function (GO): RNA binding
Source: RefSeq, a predicted model, not a curated record
AAUUUAUUUAUUUAUUAUUACAUGUUCAAAUAUGUUGUAUAGCACUACUAAGCUUUUUUUAUCACAAAAAUAGUGUCGUAUGCUCUAAAGUACCUAGUGACAUUGACCUAGAUUUACGAGCACCUGCCUGAAUUUACAAGAUGUUUAAAAAAUUUGAGGAAAAGGAGAAUGUAUCUGGUCUUAAUCAGGUGAAGUCGUCAGUCCUGAGAGGAAUACGCAGCACUCUUUUGGAUCAGUACCCACAGAUCGAACCAUACUUAGAUGAAAUUGUACCCAAAAAAGGAGCUCUUAAAGUGGUCAAAUGCCAGGAACACAUUGAAGUGUUGGCUGGAGCAAAUGGUGAAUUGCUGUUUUUCAAACAAAGGGAAGGUCCUUUUUAUCCCACCUUGAAACUUGUACAUAAAUAUCCAUUCAUUGCCCCAGCCAUGCAGGUGGACAAAGGUGCAAUCAGGUUUGUCCUGAGUGGAGCCAACAUCAUGUGUCCUGGCCUCACGUCCCCGGGGGGCAGGAUGACACGGGUGGACAAAGACACCAUAGUUAUACUUACUGCAGAAGGCAAGGAAAAUGCGAUAGCUGUUGGUAUAACCAAAAUGUCCACAGAUGAAAUAUUACAGAAGAACAAAGGCAUUGCAAUAGACAACAUACAUUUUCUCAAUGAUGGUCUAUGGCAUAUGAAACCUGUGAAAUAGCAUUAUUAGAACUCAUGAUUGUCAACUCCAUGCUUGUAAAAUAUUCAGCUCUGAGAGAAGUUCUGGGAAGAGAAAAAGAAUGGGAAACUGUGUUAAGAUGGACACUGUUCAUUCAGUAGCAGCUUUUUUUUACACAUGAACUGCUGACUUAAUUCCUAUUUGAAGACUGUCUCCAAGAUUAUUCCCUUUCUGAUUAUGCUGUUGAUAUAUACCAAGCACAUGUCUGAGACAUACCUGCUUAUUACAUUAUUUAUAUUAAUAAAUACUUAAAUGGUUGUUAUACAAUUGUAAUUUGACACUGUAUAUCUACUGCAUUGAUCAUUGGAAAGAAGAGGUAUGUGAUUAUGUCUUGGAAAUUGAAAAAUACAUGUCACAGUUCAUGUGGUAUUUAAAAAAAACCACAGGGAAAUUUAG